This is a messenger RNA of Anoplopoma fimbria (sablefish), 7431 nucleotides long. RefSeq names its product SH3 and multiple ankyrin repeat domains 1 (gene shank1). Lineage: Eukaryota; Metazoa; Chordata; Actinopteri; Perciformes; Anoplopomatidae. The transcript has 26 exons. Gene Ontology annotation, cellular component: postsynaptic density; dendritic spine; postsynaptic membrane. Gene Ontology annotation, molecular function: synaptic receptor adaptor activity; ionotropic glutamate receptor binding. The record is from RefSeq and is a predicted model, not a curated record. The coding region runs from base 1 to 7431 and encodes 2476 amino acids.
AUGACGAUGCCGUUCAGCCCCCUGUCCAGCGACGAGGAGCAACAAAGGAUGCUGGGAAACAAUCGACAUCUCUACCCAGGGGCCGGGGACGAGGAAGAGGAGGAGGAAGAGGAGGAGGAGGAAAUGGAAGAAGACGAGCGUGAUGAGGACCAGGAGGAGGAGAACGGCGAGCUGGAAGGGGAAGAGGAAGAGGAUGAGGAGGAGAUGGUGGAGGAGGUCAGGCGAGGUGGCCUAUUGCGGGGGGGCAGAGGUGAGGGACACAGGCAGUCGGCUAAACCGGCCGGAAGACACACCGGGGGGGGACAGAUUCGGUCAGGGAACCCUGGACACACCACAAACCCCUACUCGGCCAAUCCCGGACCCACGCACCAACAGCCAGCCAAUCACGUACAGCCGCAGCAGCCACAGCCGCAGCAGCCGCAGCCGCAGCCGCAGAGGAGGCUGAAGGAGCGCAGCACCGGCACGGGGCCAUCUGAGGACACCCACGUUGCCAUGAUGGUGUUCCGCAUCGGCAUCCCAGACAUAAAGCAAACGAAAUGUUUGCGGUUUAACCCUGAUGCAACGGUGUGGAAGGCCAAGCAGCAGGUACUGUGCUCCCUGACCGAAUCUCUGCGGGACGUCCUGAACUAUGGUCUGUUCCAGCCCGCCACCGACGGCCAUGAUGCCAUGUUCCUGGAGGAGGAGAGGCUGCUCAGAGAGUACCCACAGUCCUUUGAGAAAGGGGUACCAUAUUUGGAGUUUCGAUACAAAACCAGGGUGUACAAACAGACCAAUCUGGACGAGAAGCAGCUGGCUAAACUGCACACCAAGGCUAGCCUGAAGAAAUUCAUGGAUUAUAUUCAAACCAGCGCUGUGGACAAGAUGGCCAAGUUCUUAGACAAAGGCCUCGAUCCCAACUACCAGGAUGCUGACACCGGCGAGACUGCUCUGUCCUUGGCGGUGCAGUGUGAGCCGGGUGGAGGCGAGGCUAUCCGGGUCCUGGUGGAGGGAGGUGCUCACAUUGACUUCCGCGCCAAAGAUGGACUCACCCCCGUACACAAAGCUGUGCGAGGCCACCGCCAUACAGCCCUGCUGGUCCUGCUCUCUCUGGGUGCGUCUCCGGACUAUAAGGACCGGCGGGGGCUGACGCCGCUCUACCACACUGUGCUGACAGGGGGGGACACCUCCUGCUGCGAAACACUGCUUUACCACCACGCCAAACUAGGCAUCAGGGACGAGAACGGCUGGGAUGAGACACAUCAGGCCUGUCAGCAUGGUAACUCGCAGCAUCUGGAGCACCUCCUCUUCUAUGGGGCUGAUUCUUCCUCCCAGAAUGCCUCUGGAAACACUGCCUUGCACAUCUGUGCUUUGUACAACAAGGAAAGCUGUUCACGAAUUCUACUCUAUCGGGGAGCAAAUAAAGACACCAAGAACAACAAUGGGCAGACCCCCUUUCAGGUGGCUGUCAUGUCCGGCCAUUUUGAGCUGGGAGAAAUUAUCAAAAACCACCGGGAUACAGAUGUGGUUCCCUUUGUGGAGUCUCCAAAGUACGCCCCCCAGAGGAGGGAGAGCACCCGGACUCUGACGAUACCCCACCCUCAACCCUUCCUCCGGGCCAACAGUGACAGCAGCAUGAACUUGCCAGACUGGAUGGCAGUGCCCAACGCCCCGGGGACCAACAUUGUCUCUGUGCAGGGCUACAAGCAUACAGGAACCCUGCGGAGCUCCAGCAGUCCCAGAGGGGCGAGGACGCGUUCUCCGUCCCGAGGAAGGAUCGGAGACAAGGAAGACCGGAGCAGGCAGAGUCGGAGACAGGGGCCUGCUCCUGCCAGUGCAGCUGGACAAACGGCAGGUCAGCGGAGACGCCUCUACAGCGCUGUCCCAGGACGAGUCUUUGUAGCUACUCGAUCCCACUCUGCCCAGGGAGAGCGAGAAAUCAGCUUCAGUAAGGGAGACAGGGUCAAAGUGUUGAGUGUUGGCGAGGGCGGGUACUGGGAGGGAACGGUCAGAGGUCGCACAGGUUGGUUCCCCUCUGACUGUGUGGAGGAAGUGAUGCUUCGGAGUCAAGACAACCGAUCAGAGAGCCGUGGAGAACGAGCCAAAAGGCUGUUCCGCCAUUACACUGUGGGCUCCUAUGACAGCUUUGACGCUCCCAGUGACUAUAUAAUCAAGGAGAAGACAGUGCUUCUGCAGAAAAAAGACAGCGAGGGGUUCGGCUUUGUAUUGAGAGGGGCAAAAGCUCAGACUCCCAUUGAGGAGUUCACCCCCACCCCAGCAUUCCCGGCCCUGCAGUACCUGGAGUCAGUGGACGAGGGCGGCGUCGCCUGGAGAGCCGGUCUCAGGAUGGGGGAUUUCCUGAUAGAGGUCAAUGGUCAGAAUGUGGUGAAGGUUGGUCACCGACAGGUCGUCAACAUGAUCCGGCAAGGUGGCAACAGCCUCAUGGUCAAGGUUGUCAUGGUAACCCGCAACCCCGACAUGGAGGAAGGUUCAAGGAAGAAAAUCCCCCAGCAGAGUAAGAGGCUGAGCACUCCGGCUAUCGCACUAAGAUCCAAAUCCAUGACUUCCGAACUGGAGGAGAUGGUGGAGAGAGCUGCUACCCCUUGGAAAAAAAAAUCAGAAUUCGAAUCCUCACAAGUUACAGAGAAGAAGAGGACAGUCUAUCAGAUGGCUUUGAAUAAAUUAGAUGAAAUUCUUGCAGCAGCUCAGCAGACAAUCAGCACGAAUGAGGCGCCAGGGACACGGGGACAGGGGCCAAAAAGAGACAGAGGACGAAGUUUCUAUGGGAAUGAGCAAACCUACGGGGACCAGUCCGGGAUGGGGAUGAUGCCGUCUGGGUUGGGUCUUGGCUAUGACCGUGGCCAGUACACCUCAGGUCACGGCCCACAGCACGGUAUGCGGCGGCAGAAAUCCUUCGGGGUGCUUGAGGAGGAGAGGCAGUUCCUGCAUCCUCCAGCCAUGAAGUUUGCUCGCAGUCUGUCAGUGCCGGGCCCAGAUGACAUCCCUCCUCCUCCCACCACAGCUCCACCAGAGCCUCCAUUCUCCUCUGCUCCGCCACUAGGUUGGAGAGCGAAGUCAUCCCAGCAGCCUGUCUCUGUGUCCCAGUCAACAGCCACAUCUGCCCACUACCAGCCCUUCUCCCAGCCAGUGCAUUUCACCCACGGGGGCAGGGAAAGGGCAGGUGGUCCCAACACUGGCCCCAGUGGGGGAGCGGUGGACCACACAACCUCGUAUGCACACGCAUCUGCCCAUACCGCUCAAAGCAGGACUGCUUCGCGGAAGGUUGCCUAUUCUGGGGAGCCUGUUGGAGGCGGCGCAGGGGCUGGUGGAGGAGCCAAGACAGCAGGUCUUAGGAGAGGCUACAGCACCGCCGUCCCCCCAUCUAGCAUUGCCACUGUAAUGCCCCAGCAACAACAGACUACCCAGAGUCAACCCCAACGUGCAGAACGCAGUGCAGCCGGGUCUGGAGCAGGCGGUCCAAAAGGAGGGGCCCGGAGAGGUAAGGUACCCCUGGUGAAACAAUCCAAGGUAGAGGACCUACGCGUGGGCCAGGGUACCCUAGGGGGCAAAACCGCAGUGGAGAAAAGCUCCAUUCCCAUCCCCACCAUUAUCGUCAAGGCCCCUUCAACAAGCAGCAGUGGACGCAGCAGCCAGGGCAGCAGUGUGGAGGCCGACGCUCCUGCAUCAGGAGAGACAGAUGAAGCCAAAACACCACACGGUCCUCCUCCCUCGACUCCUGCUCCACAGCCCCCGGCCCCGCCUUCCAUCCCAGCACCGCCGCCUCCAUCCUUGCCUUCCAUGCGAGCCCAGGACAAUAUGGACUUCACCAGCCAGUUUGGGGCCGCCAUUGUUGGUGCAGCUCGUCGAGACAGGGAGCGGUUUCAUGAAGCCCGCAGAAAGAGCGCCUCCUUGUUCAUGUCUGUUGAGGAUGAUGUGAGUCUUGGGGGAGUGAGUGAUGGAAUGACAAGGACUCAAGUGUCAGAGCAACAGCUUAGCACACAGGCUGAAAGUUCAUCAACACGGCUGCGCCCCUCCAAGUCUAUUGACGAGGGCAUGUUCUCUGGGGACACUUUUAUCCAUCACACCCGCAGUAUGCCUCCUGCCUUUGGCCUUCCUGAGUACUCCUCACCUGCCCUGGACUAUCAGCCUAAGUCUGUGCCUACUGACUUGUACACAACAGCAGGCAGGCAGACAACGCCCUCCGGUACAACCACCUUUAUUCACCCUCUGACAGGAAAGGCCCUUGACCCCACAUCGCCACUAGGCCUCGCCCUGGCUGCUAGAGAGCGUGCUCUGAGGGAUGACAGCAGGUUAAGGAGGGGAACAGAACACCACUUCACCCGCCAGAUGUCGAGCGGGGUGUUUCCUUCAUCUACUGUCACCUCUCAGCCAGUGUCGUCCACCGCCCAGUCCUCCAGCUCCUCGUACCUGGUCACCUCUUCUUCGCUGGCUGCUACCACAGCCAGUGUUGGCCGCCCACCCUCACCCAGAAUCCUCCGAGGAGUUGGGAGUGUGUGGAGUGAGGAAGGCGGUGGAGGAGAGAGGGAGCGUGAAGGAGGAGGGGCUCGUGAGGGGCUUAGAGUUCGCUUCUCUGAGGACAAAACGGUCCACACGCACCACUACCAGUCUCAGCCGUAUCAACCAACCUACAAGGAGAGGGAGCGGGAGAGGUCGAGAGAGCGGGAGAGGUCGAGGGAGCGGGAGAGGGAGAUGUCGAGAGAAAGAGAGAGGGACAAAGAGAGAGAGGGUUACAUGAGGAGGGCAGAGCAAGCUGCUGCCAAUGCGGCAGCUGCUGAUAGCUCUGCUCAGCAGGGGUCCCACCCUCAGCAGCCCGGGAGACCCUCCUUUCUCAGGAUGGAAAGUCAAGCUGAUGCCUAUAUCUUGUCCCUCACCCCUCCCUCACCUCCACCUACCAGUACUCAGCAGACAGGGAGCACUACUGGGAGCACUAGUAGUGGUCUGAUGGUCCUUCCUCCCCCUGCCCCCUCAGUUGAUGCGGACGAUGAGUUUGUCUACGCAGACCCUCUCCCGCCUCCAUUACAGUUUGCCAACAGCUUCGACAGGGGGAUUGGAGGAUUAUCAGGGUACUCACAACAUGGGAUGCGCCCAAACAGCCUGACCUCCCGCCAACAGCAGGUCCCACCCCCUCCUCCUCCACCUCCUCCUCCACCCCCACCCCCUCCACCAAAAGAACCAUUUGGAAGUGGGUUUCCGGCUCAUACACCCCUGCAUUCUCCUCAGGCAGGGGACUCCACCGCCUCCAGCCUCACAUCUUACGACAGUGAGGUAGCUAACCUGACUCAGUCUGCUCCCUCCCCCUCCCAAACAUCGCCCAACCCACCGCCCCCUCACUCGCCCUCUACCCUGCAGCCCACCUCGACAACGGGACCUCCGCCUCCCCCGUCAGUCUCACCACCACCUCCUCCUGGAUCCUAUCACAGACCCUUCUCCAUGUCCCAUCCCCACCACCUUUACAACAGCUCUCAUACUUCUGGGCGCUCUUCCCCCACGCUUCCCCCACACACAGUCGCACCUCCCCUGGGCUACCGUGGUUCUCAAGCACCCUCCUCCACUGUUGCCACCUCCGCUCCAGUUAGGGGCAGUUUCUCACAUGCCACGACCGCUAGCUGUGCCACUACAACCACCGCUGCUGCCACCACAACAUGCACCUCCACUCAGCUCUACCAUGAGCGCACACACACCACACAUACAGCGUCCUCCACCGCUAUCACGGGCAGUCGCAGGAUAGGGGAGCACCACCGUCCUCACCCCACUACCAAGAAAGGAGAGUCCCAGGAGACGGUGGUGGACUCUGGGAUUGAAGAGCUGGACAGCCGUAGCAGCAGUGACCACCACCUGGACAGCAUCCUGGCCAGUGUCCGGGGAGACAGGCUGGACCGAGGGGAGAGAGGAGGACGAAUGGGAGGAGGAGGUGGGACAGGGGAAUCAGAAAGGGGAGGAGAUUUUCUGGAGUCUUACAUGAGCUACCUGGACGGACAAACUUUUGAGAUGCAGAAUGCUACAGCAGCAGCCUCCACUUACCCAAAAACUAAUAGGUUCAGAGAGGGAGGUCGCACCAGUGAUCUACACAGACAGACCAGCACCGCUCCUGCAUCCUUUCACUCCCACAGACGAAGGGAUGAGCAGGAAGACGACGAGGAGGGGGUGGACGUAAGCAGCCGCGAUGGGUACGGGGUGAGGGACAUGCAGAAUUUGGGACGUCCCAUUUCACCGUACUUUGAUCGCCCUCGCACUCCUGAGAUGAAUCCUCUCUGGGGCGAUGGGCAGAUGUCGGGUGACCAGUCCGCGGCACUUUUAGAGGGGAAAAAGAUUUACCCUCCUGCUUCCAGUAUGAAGCCCAGCAUCAUAAAUGAGCUGAACAAUAAACUGCAGCAGAGAACCAAGGACUGGAGCAGCCAGAGACCAUUGGGCAGGCACAGGCACAGAUUUUCAGAAGACUCAGCUUCGGCUCUGAGCCCCCCCUCAGCUCGAUCCCAGUCACCAUCUCCGAUUUCAUUAUCGCAGCCAUCGUUAUCCCCGUCCCCUACCCCUACCUCCCAGUACACCAACUGGGGUAGAUCUCCAUCUCCUCAACCUCCAGCUGCCUCUCAGCCUCCACGUUCGCAUUCCCCGCUUUCCCCAACAUCUUAUUCCCCUUACCCCACUUCCCCAAAACACAGACCUGUCUACCGAACCAAAGCCCUAGAAUUCCAGUUCAUCCCAAGUCGCGAGUCCCGUAAAGCAGAAUCACACAUGUUCCAGCGUAGGCGAGCACCCAGCCCACUCAUCUCCCCGUCAGAGAGGCCCAAGCUGGGUCCACCACGACCGUCAUCCCUGCCGCUCCUCCCCACCACACCUCUCUACAGUGCAAUGUACGAUCUCCGAGGUUCAAUCACGCCGCCAUCACCUGGGAACCCUCUUGGAGAUCCUUACUUCUCGCCCUCUCCUCCCCUGUUUGCCCCGUCUGGUGCCCCACCUCCUCCGAACUCAGCCUUAGUUGUCUCUCGAUCCCUCUCCCCAACUCACUUCCUGUCUGGUACCUCCUCUCCGCCCCUGCACCCUCUCCCUCCACCUACAUGCCUGAGUUACCCUCAUCUACCGCCACCUUCCCCUACAAAGCCUUUUGCCUCCAAGCCGCUGCCCUACUGGACCAAGUAUGACGUUGCAGACUGGCUAGGAUACCUGAACCUGGGUGAGCACAGAGAGCGUUUCCUGGACAACGAGAUUGACGGCACCCACCUGCCCUCCCUAACCAAGGACGACUAUCUGGACCUGGGUGUGACACGUGUUGGCCACCGAAUGAACAUAGAACGGGCCCUGAGGACCGUAAUGGACAGGCUGUCCAGUAGCCCAUUUCCCAUUUCGGUCCUCUCACCUCGAGAAGGACAGACUGAGAGGAGGAGGGACGAGCUGAGGUUGCAAACGCAGAGGCAGAAAGAGAGAGAGAGAGAAUAA